AUGUCGGAAUUCACAGGUUUGAUCAAGAUCACCGUGCUGGAAGCAUGCGAUUUGCACCCCACGCCGAGAAUGGCGCGCAUGGGCCAACGAAUCGACGUCCUGACAGUCAAGCUGAACACGUACGUUUCGAUCGACGUGGAUGAAAAUACGAAGACGGGUUCGACCCAGCAGCGUCACAUAAAUCGAACUUUAGCCGUGAAAGGCGGAUCGCCCAAAUGGUGUUACAAUAAUAAGUUCACUCCUACAGUCUCCAAAUGCACGAGAAUACAUUUCCGAAUCUUUCACGAAGACCUAACAGACGACGACUGGGUGGCAGAUACAUCUGUCAAUGUGCCCGAGCUGGAGAUCCGCAAGGAGAUCCCCAUGUGGCUUGAUCUGGAUCCGAAGGGCAAGAUUUUCGUGAAAAUCGAUCUCUAUCGUCCGAUGAAGGAUACAGAAAUUCAAACGCGCCAGUUGGACGACAAGCUCGAGGCUAAUCGCAAGAAACGUCGAAAAGACGCCGUCCGCCGCAAGGUCCAUCGCAAGAACGGCCACAAAUACCUGGCCACCUACUUCAAGCAGCCGACCUUUUGUUCUCAUUGCCAAAGCUUCAUCUGGGGCCUCGUCAACAAGCAAGGUUAUCAAUGUCAGACGUGCUGCCAAGUGAUCCACAAGAAAUGUCUGCACCUGGUGGUGACGAUGUGUUCCGGCGACUCGAAGCACGUGACGGACAUGACUAGCGAGAUCGAUGCGAAGAUUUCGCGUCUCAAGCUCGAGGUGCACCACAAAUGGAAGGACAAGACCUACAAAAGCCCGACAUUCUGCGAGCACUGCGGCAGUCUCCUCUGGGGUCUCUACAAUCAAGGCAUCAGAUGCAAAAGCUGCAAAAUGGACGUCCAUCGGCGGUGCAAGGAGCGCGUAACCAAUUUCUGCGGCGUUGAUCCAAAGCAACUCCGCGAGGCUCUUACGAACAUCAAGGAUCCGCCGAGUAGACUGCCGAGUGUAGAGUCGACGGGAUCGGCCAAGGGCGUCCGAUCGAGCACACAGUCGAUGAGCAUAAAGAACUUCCUCCUUGUAAAAGUACUUGGAAGAGGCUCAUUUGGAAAAGUUCUUCUGGCUGAGCAUAAAGACACGAAGAAUAUAUACGCGAUCAAGGUGCUCAAAAAGGGCCAAAUUAUCGAAGACGACGACGUAGAAUGCACAAUGACAGAACGCCGGGUUCUCGAACUCUCUCAUCCCUUUUUGACGACACUGUACGCCUCUUUCCAAGACUCCGAACGUCUUUAUUUCGUGAUGGAGUACGUCCAAGGCGGCGAUUUGAUGUUCCAAAUCCAGCGCGACAGGAAAUUCUCCGAGUCUCGCUCGCGAUUUUACUCGGCCGAAGUAGCUUGCGCACUGAUGUAUCUUCACUCUCGCAAAGUGGUCUAUCGCGAUCUCAAGCUGGACAACGUCUUGCUCGACAGCGAGGGACACAUCAAGAUCGCCGAUUUCGGAAUGUGCAAAGAAAAUGUUUACGGAAACAACUUCGCGACGACAUUUUGCGGGACGCCGGACUACAUUGCUCCUGAAAUUGUUCGAGAACAAGACUACGGCGCGCCGGUAGACUGGUGGGCCUUUGGAGUCCUUCUUUAUGAAAUGCUCUCCGGCGUGCCCCCUUUCGAGGCGGACAAUGAAGAUGACCUCUUCGAGUGUAUAUUGCACGAUGAAGUCCUCUUUCCGGUUUGGCUCACGACAGAGGCGGUCCAAAUCCUUAAUCAGUUGAUGACAAAGAAUCCGCACGCGCGUUUGGGCACGCGCGGCGAAGACGAAAUCCGCAACCACAAGUUCUUCUCGUCAAUCAACUGGGCCAAGCUCGAAGCUCGUGAAAUCCGCCCCAGCUUCGUCCCGACAAUCACCAGCCCGUUCUCAGUGGAGAACUUCGACCGCGAAUUUACCUCCGGCUCGCCGACCCUUUCGCCAGCCAACUCAUUCAAGAUCUCGCACGCGCAGCAGGAGGAGUUCCGCGACUUUUCCUUCGUGCACGACGAGUUACUCGGCUGA
This is a messenger RNA of Oikopleura dioica, 2019 nucleotides long. The record is from the annotation of a GenBank genome assembly. Lineage: Eukaryota; Metazoa; Chordata; Appendicularia; Copelata; Oikopleuridae.